Molecule: messenger RNA, 2553 nt
Organism: Alternaria ethzedia
Lineage: Eukaryota; Fungi; Ascomycota; Dothideomycetes; Pleosporales; Pleosporaceae
Exons: 8
Coding region: 1-2553 (850 amino acids)
Biological process (GO): protein dephosphorylation; DNA damage response
Cellular component (GO): nucleoplasm; protein phosphatase 4 complex
Molecular function (GO): protein phosphatase activator activity
Source: RefSeq, a predicted model, not a curated record
AUGGCAAACGUCGCUCCGCCGCCUGCGAGCGAACGAAAGCGCGUCAAGGUCUACGAACUCAAGAACAACGACUGGUUCGACAGAGGCACCGGCUUCUGCAAGGGCGUCGUCGCCAGCCAGGAGGAAGCGAGGAUCGUGGUCCUCUCCGAGGACGACCAGUCGCGACAACUCCUCGAGACGCGCAUCUCCAAAGACGACGGCUACCAGAAACAGCAGGACACGCUCAUUGUAUGGACCGAGCAAAAUGGCACCGACAUGGCCCUCAGCUUCCAGGAGCCCGAGGGCUGUGCUAGCAUAUGGGACUUUGUCAAUGAAGUUCAAUCGCGGCUGCAAGCCCUCGCUCAGGACGAUGGUCUUUCAGACGACAUCGAUCACAUCAGUCCCAUCCUACUUCCCAGUCCCGACCUCGGCAACCUCCACGAAAUCGAGAACCACAUGCGCGCUGCAAAUUCGACCCCCGGCGGCCGCGAAGCCUUGGCCAAGUUCAUACUCGCCCAAGAUUAUAUACCAAAACUCAUCCCCUUGGUGGAUAUGGCCGAAGACCUCGAAAGCGUGUCAGACCUCCAUCGACUGUGCAGCAUCGUAAAGAUGCUUAUCUUGCUCAACGAUACCGCCAUUAUUGAAUACGUCGUAACAGACCCGGUGGUUCUGGGUGUCGUUGGGGCUCUGGAAUACGACCCGGAUUUUCCUCUGCACAAAGCCAACCAUCGACAAUAUCUCGCUGAUGAAUCCAAGUUCAAGGAAGUCGUACGGAUAGAAGACGAAAACAUCAAACGGAAAAUACAUUACACGUACCGACUCCAAUACCUCAAAGACGUGGUUCUUGCGCGCAUCCUCGACGAUCCUACUUUCAGCGUUCUGAACUCCCUCAUCUUCUUUCACCAGGUCGACAUCGUCCAGCAUCUCCAAGCGAACGGCCCAUUCUUGAAAGAGCUUUUCAGCAUUUUCUCCCCCAAAGAGCAGAACUUGUCGAGGAAGAAGGACGCCGUCUUGUUCAUCCAGCAAUGCUGCGCAAUUGCGAAGAGCUUGCAAGCCAACGUUAGGGCACAGCUAUAUCAGAACUUCAUCAGCAGUGGCUUGCUGGAAGUGAUACAAUUUGCGCUCAAGCACCAGGACGCUUCAGUUCGCGUAGCAGGAACCGACAUACUGGUGUCUCUGAUCGACCAUGAUGCCUUGAUGGUGCGAAGUUACAUCUUCAAGGCCAUUCAGGAAAAGUCAAAACCGCUCACCGAUACCUUGAUCGAGUUACUUCUCAUUGAGGUAGACCUUGGGGUCAAAGCGCAGAUGGCUGAUGCGAUCAAGAUCCUCCUUGACCCCAAUGCCAACUCAGCUUCCAUAGAAGCCCUCGGGCGGACGAACAGCGACUUCCUGGCCAAAAUGAGGGGGCAACUGCCAUCUAUACCCCAAACAGACUCCUUCAUACAGAACUUCUAUGACGAGUCUGCGAGGAAGUUGUUCCAGCCUCUCAAGGAUCUUGAGGGCCGAGAGUCGAUGGAUGACUUAUCCAUGCAAGAAGUAUCGCUUUACGCCCAUUUAGUCGAGGUUCUGUGCUUCUUCAUCCGUCAACAUUCUUUCCGUAGCAAAUACUUCAUUCUAUCAGAAGGUCUGGCAGUGCGGGUUGCCCAGCUCAUGGGUUGCCCAGAGAAGCAUCUGAAGCUUACCGCUCUCAAGUACUUCCGCACUGUUCUCGGCUUUCACGAUGAGACGCACAACCGCCAGAUCAUCCAGCACGAGCUGUUUGAACCGAUCUUGAAGAUACUAUACGAGACCAUGCCGCGCGAUAAUCUCCUCAACUCGGCGUGCUUGGAGUUGUUUGAAUUCAUCAGGCGCGAGAACAUCAAGAUGAUUGUUCAGCAUCUUGUCGAGACAUAUAGAGAAAGAUUACAGGAGAUUACGUACGUGGAUACGUUCCAAAACCUGAUACUCAAGUAUGAUCAGAACCAUGAGCCGGUAACGACCCAAGAGAUGGACAAUUCCUUUACGAGUGUGGAUAGCGACACACCUGCACGACAUGCCGCGGCUGUCAAUGGUGGCAAGUGGGGCCAAGGCCUGAAAGAUGCAGACCCAGAUGAGGAGGCAUAUUUCAACACAUCAGACGAUGAGGAUGAUCAUUUGUCUGGGGCCGGAAAGUUGGCCAUGAAUGGCGCAUCGCCAGUGCGACCCCUCGUCAACUAUCCAGAUGAUGAUGCCGACGAUGCCGAUAUGGACGACCUCGCCACCGAUAUGCCCGCCUCCGCUCACAAAAUGUCGACAACCCAGUUGCCAGAAGGAAGUACGUCCCCCAACUCGACCUCCGCAGGAUCGCCACCAGAACGGAUAUCGGAGAAGCGCCGUAGAGAGGAGGACGAAGAGGACGAACUCCUCGCAAGCAUAUCCACCUCUGCUGGGCCAAAGCGACGCGCUUCCACAUCUAGUAACGCCAGUUCUGGAAGUUUGCGGAGUUUGCGUCGGAAGUCGCCUAAUGUCAACUCCGGCAAAGAUGGUGGCACGCCAAAGAAGAUAUCGUUAUCGAUACCACUCAAGAGCAGUGGUGAAGGUGGCGAAAGCGGAUAG